Messenger RNA from Solanum pennellii, 1690 nucleotides. Its product is annotated as O-glucosyltransferase rumi homolog. Lineage: Eukaryota; Viridiplantae; Streptophyta; Magnoliopsida; Solanales; Solanaceae. The transcript is spliced from 6 exons. Bases 83 to 1618 code for a protein of 511 amino acids. The record is from RefSeq and is a predicted model, not a curated record.
AAUUUGUCACCUAUAAUUUCAAAGGUAUAUUGGCGGUGCAUGCAACAAAUUAGUUGUAUGUUUCAUCAUUAAAGAUAAUAUAAUGGCGACCAAGACAACAUCUUCACUAACACUUUUUGUUUCUCUUCUUCUCUUCAUCGGAGCUAUUUUCUCCACCCACUUCCUUUACUCUCCAUUCAACAAUUCCACCACAGGAUAUUCUCCACGAAAGACAAUAGUAACCCGCGUUAUACGCUACAAUCACACUUAUGCAACCCCAGCAGUCUCAAAACAGCCCCUGAAGAAACUGGAAAUCCAACUAAAUUGUACACUUGGGAACCUCACAAGAACUUGCCCUGCAUCUUACUACCCGUUGAAGUUCACGGAACAAAAUGAAUCCUCUACAUCAUCUUCUCCGCCGCCUACAUGUCCAGAUUACUUUCGUUGGGUCUACGAUGACCUAUGGCAUUGGAGAGAAACAGGAAUCACCAAAGAAAUGGUGAUGAGAGCCAAAAGAACGGCAGAUUUUCGGUUGGUGAUAGUGAAUGGAAGAGCAUAUGUUGAAACCUAUCAUAAGGCAUUUCAAAGUAGAGACACAUUUACAUUAUGGGGCAUUUUACAAAUGUUACGUAGGUACCCUGGUAAAGUACCUGAUUUGGACCUGAUGUUCGACUGUGUCGACUGGCCAGUUCUAAAGACUGAAUUCUAUCGACACCCUAAGGCCCCUGUUCCUCCACCUCUGUUUCGAUACUGUGGGAAUGAUAGUAGUUUGGAUAUUGUCUUCCCAGAUUGGUCAUUUUGGGGAUGGCCAGAGAUUAAUAUAAAGCCGUGGGAGACUUUGUCGAAGGAUUUGAAGAAAGGGAAUGAGAAGAUGAAAUGGACCGAAAGGGAACCAUAUGCAUACUGGAAAGGCAAUCCUGUUGUUGCUGAAACCAGGAGGGAUCUGCUCAAGUGCAAUGUUUCAGAAAAGCAGGACUGGAAUGCACACGUAUAUGCUCAGGACUGGGCUCAAGAAGAGAAGCAAGGGUACAAGCAAUCAGACUUAGCUAAUCAGUGCAUCCACAGAUACAAGAUUUAUGUAGAAGGAUCUGCAUGGUCCGUGAGUGAAAAAUAUAUUCUGGCAUGUGAUUCUGUUACGUUACUUAUAAAACCCCAGUACUACGAUUUCUACACCAGAGGUUUGAUGCCUCUGCAACAUUACUGGCCCGUAAAAGACAAAGACAAAUGCAGAUCAAUCAAGCAUGCUGUUGAUUGGGGGAAUACUCAUGAACAAGAGGCACAGGCGAUUGGCAAGGCAGCUAGCGAUUUCAUUCAAGAACAACUAAAAAUGGAUUAUGUGUACGACUACAUGUUCCAUCUCUUGAGUGAGUAUGCAAAGCUGUUGAAAUACAAGCCAACUGUACCUCGAAAAGCAGUUGAGCUUUGUUCAGAAGCAAUGGCAUGCUCAGCUGAAGGACUGACAAAGAAGUUCAUGUUACAAUCUAUGGUUGAAGGCCCCUCAGACGCGAUACCUUGCAACAUGCCACCUCCAUAUGGCCCUGCAGGUCUUCACUCUAUUCUUGAUAGAAAAGAAAAUUCGAUAAAACAAGUUGACUCGUGGGAACAGCAGUACUGGAAGAAACAACAACGAAGAUUUUAGUUUUUUUUUUUCACAUCUUGAUCUGGAAUUCCAGAUUUGGCACGAUUCAGAGCAGCGACAAUUGUAACAACA